Chilo suppressalis (striped riceborer) is the source of this 651-nucleotide messenger RNA. The record is from the annotation of a GenBank genome assembly. NCBI's taxonomy places the organism in Eukaryota, Metazoa, Arthropoda, Insecta, Lepidoptera, Crambidae.
GUUACCGGUCAUGCUCCUGAAUCUCUAGAUUGGCGCAAGGAAGGCAAGGUAACAGCUAUUAAGAACCAAGGUCAAUGCGGUUCCUGCUGGGCCUUCGGUACUACUGGUACUCUGGAAGGAGCGUACGCAAUAAAACACAAUACCCUCGUUUCGUUAUCCGAACAACAGUUGUUGGACUGCGACAAGAAAAAUAGUGGUUGUUGCGGUGGUUUUAUGGACAAAGCUAUGAUGUGGUUAAUGAAAAAUGGUGGCUCCAUGAGGGAAGUAGAUUACCCGUACAAGUCGCAAGAAGGGAAAUGUGCACAUGAUGAGUCUAAAGUUGCGGUUAAUGUGACAGGUUGCACACAAUACAUUGAUAAGACUGAAGACGAACUGAAGCAGAUUUUGGCAAAUGUCGGACCUCUCGCUAUUGCUGUCGUCGGUAACACAUUCAAUUGUUACACGAAUGGUAUUCACGAAUGCGAUACAUCAGAGGAUGAAAUCAAUCAUGCAGUACUCUUAGUGGGAUAUGGCGAAGAGAACGGCACCCCGUACUGGAUAGUCAAGAACUCGUGGGGUACGGGGUGGGGCGAAGAGGGGUACAUCCGUUUGCCCAUGUACAAGAAUGCUUGCCGCUUGCGCGAGAAUGUCUUUUCCGGCAUUGUUGAAUAG